This is a messenger RNA of Eremomyces bilateralis CBS 781.70, 1737 nucleotides long. RefSeq lists its product as uncharacterized. The transcript has a single exon. The coding region runs from base 1 to 1737 and encodes 578 amino acids. NCBI's taxonomy places the organism in Eukaryota, Fungi, Ascomycota, Dothideomycetes, Eremomycetales, Eremomycetaceae. The record is from RefSeq and is a predicted model, not a curated record.
AUGUCCUCGCAAGGUUCCGGACGAGGAUUCGCUUUCCCUCCUCCGCCUCCACCGCCCCCAAAGGCUGCGACGGAUUAUGAUACAACCAAUGAUUCUCCGUAUCCUUCACAAGGAAACCCUGGCAAUGAUGGCCAACAAGGUGGAUUCUCGAAUGCUCGAGGAAGAGGACGAGGACGAGGAAGUGGAAGAGGAAGGGGAAGAGGCUUCCAUAACGCAUCUAGUGGGCCAAGAAACGUUCCUCCCAGGGUUUAUCCAAGAGGUGGAAUGAGCCGUGGAGGAUAUACGGCCGAUCCGCGUCCUUCUCGUGGAAGGUCAUUGAACCAAAAUGGUGCUAGGAAUGGCGAUAGCGAGAGACAAAGUUAUGGACAAUACCAGAACGCUUCUCAAACCGGACCAAUCCCUCCAACUCCCAGCCCUGCUGCCCCUUCGAAUCAAGGCAACUCAGGAGUUGAUAUGCAGCAAGCGCUUUCGACUAUGAUGGCAGCGCAAGCAAACGGAAACAUGUUUCAAGGCUGCAGCCCUCAGCAAAUUAUGCAGAUGGCUCAAAACAUGACGAAUGCAAUCCAGGCACAGGCUAUGGUCGCUCUCUCGCCUGUGGAUCCAGGCAGUUUAAAUCCUCCUGACACUCCACAAGAGCUGAAUACGUCUACGUUUGCACAUCAGCAAGCUUCCGGGAACGACUAUCAGAACCCCCAGAGGACGAACCCGUCCGGAGCAUAUCAACCUGCACCACAUCCAAGAAUACAGGAUGUGAGGUCACAUUUUACUAAUCUCAGUCCAUCUCCCCAAUCGCGACCGCCUUCUACUAUCCAUCAGCAUAGGCCUAAACCGACCGCUCAGCCAAGAGUGUCCGCACCUCCUACUAUCCCUUCAUUUGGCUUCGAUCUCAACUCCUUGGCGUCACCGACUCAGCCAACCUCAUCAACCGCCUCGCAAGGACAGAAGCGGAAACGAAAAUGGAAGACGAAUCAACUGGGACUCACUCCGUCGGGCCCAGAGCGCUCCCCGAGUCCGGUACUGAGCGAAGAAGACCUUGAUGAGACGGAGCAGGUGACUCGAGCGCAAUCCAUGGGUAACUACCGUUUUCUCGAGUUGAAGCAGAUGAUCGGGAAACGAGGAGACCUGUCCCAGUGGUUGGAAGAGAGAAAGAAGAAGUUUCCUACGAAGGAGAAACGAGAGAAGGCCGAGCAAGAAAGGAAAGAAAGAGAUGAGGAGUACGCGAGGGUGAGACAGGCGAGGAUGGCCCAUAGACAACAGGCUCUUGGAAAUCCUGCGGCAGGACGUAAAGGAGUUGCUCCAGUACCUGACGAGAUCUCCAGGAAACCGGGUCUGAUCAGCUACACCAGUUCCGAAGGCACGGACUCAGAGUCGGUCUCAUCCACCAGUUCUUACGUUUCAUCCGACGAUUCGGAUUCCGAGUCCGAUUCUGAACCGGAAGAAGUCAGCGUGCGCCAGCCCGUGGCCGCGAUCGCGACGCCAAUGUCAACGCCUGAAGUUCGGCCUGGGGCCGAUCACAUUGGUGGCCUACGGGAACAAAAGAAGAAGCAGGAGCCGAAGUCGCGCCCAGAAGGGGAAAGGGGACCCCCCCAGCUGGAGAAGAAGCGCAAGCGGUUGAGAGAUAUUUUGGACGAGAGGAUGGAGGAAGAUGACAUGAAGGCUGCGCUUGAUAUCAUCAAAUUGUGGGGCGAGAGGGAUUGGGUUGGCUUGCCGGGAACGAACCAGAGCGGUUCUGGAUAA